CAGUCAAGCUGGCCGCGUAAAACACAGCAUGUGCCCCUCCCUGUCGGUCACGUGACAGGGAAGAAAGUAAGAAAAAAAAAUAGAAAUACAUCCAUGAGAAAGAAAGCAGAGAGAUAAGGGGGGGACAAAAACAAAACAGCGGGGAGAUUAUCUUGCCUGACAGGAGGAGGCGUCUUUAUCUGCAGCCUUCAUUUGGAGAGACAGAAAAAGACAAAAGAAGAUGAGAGACAUGUUAAGUUAUUAGCUCCAGGUGUGAUGGGAGGACCGCGGUGGAUGUCAGCUGGAUAUGAGAUAAACACGUAAAUAAAGAAUCGACUGAGGAAAAGGAAGAGGGGAGAAGAUGAAGCUGAAUGAACGCAGCGUGGCGCACUACGCCACCUGUGACUCACCGCCAGACAAGACAGGCUUCCUGUUCAAAAAGGGUGAGCGCAACACGGCUUAUCACCGGCGCUGGUUUGUCCUGAAGGGCAACAUGCUCUUCUACUUUGAGGAGCGCGACAGCCGAGAGCCCAUCGGUGUCAUCGUCCUUGAAGGAUGCACCGUGGAGCUGUGCGAGUCAGCCGAGGAGUUCGCCUUCGCCAUCAAGUUUGAAUGUGCCAAAGCGCGGGUGUACAAGAUGGCUGCUGAGAACCAAGCAGCCAUGGAGUCAUGGGUGAAAGCGUUGUCAAGGGCCAGCUUUGACUACAUGAGGCUGGUGGUGAAGGAGCUGGAGAGGCAGCUGGAGGAGAUCCAGGAGGCUGCAGGAGGUGGCUGCGUCGGGGCUGGAGUUGGAGGCCUGCAGGGCAGGCCCAAGUCCUCCAGGCGAAACCAGGUAGCACGGUCCAGGUCUGGAGCAUCCUCUUCUUCAUCAUCUUCAUCUUCCUUAUCAUCAUCAUCAUCAAGUGCCCCUCCCAUGUCAGCUCCCUUCUCUGCCCAAAAGAGCAUCCAGAAAGAGGCGAGGAGAGAUGAGGAGUGUUCCAAGGAGAAUGGAGUCGCAUGGAGUAAACCACCGGUUGCCUUGGCUAACGGCUUUGUUGAGUCUUCCUGUGUGGCCUGGGAAGCCUGCGCAGACUCUGGGAAUAACACUGGGAUUGGUUAUGGGGCUGAUGGGGUGAGGGCUCCACCAGUGCCACCCAGGAGAAGAGGAGCAUCUCUGGAAAGCCCCGUCUCCCCUGGCACUGGCUGCUUCUCCAAACUCCAUGACUGGUACGGCAGAGAGGUGGAGGAACUGAGAGUGCAGUGGCUACAGAGCCAGUAAACUAAUGGAGGUGGGAUAAUCUCUUAGUUUUAUCAUUCCUUCCUGAACAGCAGUGUUGCACUCUUCUGAACCCAACAGAAAGGGGAGAAAACUUAUUUGCAAAUUUCAAUCUCCAAAUAAAAAAUACAAAUAAUAAAUUUGAGAUUGAUUCCAGAUCUUGUCUGGCACAGGGGAAUCAAUCUGUCUUAAACAUUAACACUAUCCAUUGUACAUUCCAAGAAAUUUUAAAACACAAAAUAUGCUCUUUUCCACAGUUCCACAGAGUGUCAUUUGCCAAGGACAAUUAAACAUGUUAAGAAUACAGUAUUUAAAAUGGUAAUAAUUUAUUAUAAUCAUCACAAUCAUCAGUUUUUCUUACAAGAUGCAAAUGGCCUUGUAGUAGAUACAAUUCAGAAAAACAUGCUGUUCUGAUAUAAUGUUGCCAAUGUUUUCUCUGCCUUUCUAGCUUCCAAAUAUACUUGUGCAAUCCUUUUUGGUGUCCGUUUUGUUUAAAGCUGUAGGAACCUUUGAUCUGUUUUUGUCUAGAUAUACAGGCGAACUACUGUGCUAAGCAUCUGGUAAGGAUGUUUCUGUUAUAUGCAAAUUAAAUAAAGAAGGCCACAUAAAUAAAGACAAAACAAAAGAAAACCAUGUGGAUCCGGUUGCUAAAGUGACACAUUAACCAGGGCGUACAAUGGUGAAGGUAACAGAAAAUCCUGCAGCUGAUGUCCUAACUUUCCUCACUUGAUGACGAAACAAAAUGUGUGAGGGAAAGUGAGGAAAUAAAGAGGGAAGCCUUUUUACAGCUGAUAACAUUUUUACAAUCUAAAAGGAAGGGCACCAGGACAAUUAACAGCGUUCAUGUCAGUAUUCCGAGUUUCCAGUAACUUCAAACCACUUUAAAGGUCUAGUGUGUAGGAUCUAGUGGCAUCUAGCAGUGAAACUGCAGUUUGCAACCAUUUGAAUACCGGAAAGGAGGAGAUAGGAGAAACUAUGGUGGCUGCGAAACAUGGCUGCGAAACAUGGCUGCGAAACAUGGCGGUGCAACAUGGCGACCCCCCCCCCCCACACACACAACUUGUUCUAAAAUAACAAAAACACAACGAUUCCUAUUUUCAGGUGAAGCUGAAAGCUUAGCUCCUCCCUAAAUGUUACACACUGGACCUUUUAACUCUAAGAUCACAUCAAUAUAUUGACUUGUAGAGAAACAAGCAUAAGUCUCGGGAUAAGAAGUGGUGUUGGGGAAAACUAGUCCAGAACUCUCCUCCAUACUCCCACCGGGGUACGUCUCACCCCAGAGGCCUCGUGGUUGGUAAGGUCAGAGCAUCCUCCCGACAGUCACUGGGGACAGUGGUGGGAACUGGAUGUCUCGCUCAGAGCAACACACUGGUAUUUUUAGCCCUCGUUAGCCAGCGGCCAGAUGAUGCUGUGUCAUAAGAUUGCUUGUCACUUACUUCUCUUUUGACUCUUGUAUAUCAUAGCAGGAGAUUUUUCCUUGAACUUACAGGACUUAACAUUUGUAAUUCUCUGAUAAGUUCAUACUAUACAGUAUGAAAGGUUUCAGUCGUAGUCAUCUGGACACUGUUUUCAGAAUCAAGACGUUUCGGCUCCCAUCCGUAAGUCAUUCUCAAUUGGUUCCGGAUGGGAGCCGAAACGUCAAUUAUACAGUAUGAUCAAAUCAUCUUAAUUUGAUCAUACAUCAUGGUUUUUUCAGUUGCAGCUGAUUAACCUGUUUGUUACUGAGUGAGUGUAACUGUUAGAGGCCUAUACUGCAUGUUAACAUCUAACCUCCUGGUUUGUAUAUAAAUAUUUACUAUUCCAUACUGGAAAUUAAAAAUGGGCCUAUAUCACUAUAUCCAAUCACAUAGCCGUUUAUAUUUUUGUUUUAUAUGUGCUUUAUGUUAUCGUUAUAACACCAUUAUUGCACUUGUAACCAUUACCAUAGAGAGGGUUUGACUUUUCUUCUUUUGUGACUGUACUGCUGUUAGUCUUUCUUUCUUGGCAAAGGCACAUCUUGGUGCAAUCACGUUUUGACAAUGACUCAGUUCAAUAAGUCUGCAUCAAUGCACAGCACUAUCAUUACUGUUGGCUUGUACAGAAACGACAUUGUGGGAAGGAGUCGUACAGUGUGGAUUGUGGCGGUAUGCUUUUGACACGUAUUAUCUAAAAUUAUUGUUGUAGUGCCAAUUUUAACUCCAGAAGAACAUUACUGUAAUUACAGAUGACAAGUCUGUUUUUUCUUUUACAAUAAUAUUUAAAGGAAUUUGUGAAUGUGUCAAAUUAACCUUAUAACAAAUAAUAAUGGUGUCUAUCUUUAUUCAGAAAUGCCAAAUGAAGAAUGUAAUCUAAAUGCACAAUAAUCUUUUUUUCCCGAUUGACUUCCAUGAUUGUAGAACAAUUUUUCAAUGUUAUCGUACACUAUGAGUAUUAUUUUAACAACCAAUAAUAUUUAACACAUUGUCCCGAUAUGGUACCCUGCAAAGAUGUUUUUUAACAAAGCACUUGCUGUCAACUACUCAAUAAACUGUUAUGUGUUA
Messenger RNA from Siniperca chuatsi (mandarin fish), 3753 nucleotides. It is a transcript of the gene pheta1, whose product is annotated as PH domain containing endocytic trafficking adaptor 1. Gene Ontology annotation, cellular component: recycling endosome; trans-Golgi network; early endosome. Gene Ontology annotation, biological process: receptor recycling; retrograde transport, endosome to Golgi; endosome organization. NCBI's taxonomy places the organism in Eukaryota, Metazoa, Chordata, Actinopteri, Centrarchiformes, Sinipercidae. The record is from RefSeq and is a predicted model, not a curated record. The transcript is spliced from 3 exons. The coding region runs from base 341 to 1237 and encodes 298 amino acids.